Messenger RNA from Medicago truncatula (barrel medic), 2786 nucleotides. Its product is annotated as DNA mismatch repair protein MLH1. Bases 99 to 2258 code for a protein of 719 amino acids. The transcript has 15 exons. Gene Ontology annotation, biological process: mismatch repair. NCBI's taxonomy places the organism in Eukaryota, Viridiplantae, Streptophyta, Magnoliopsida, Fabales, Fabaceae. The record is from RefSeq and is a predicted model, not a curated record. Gene Ontology annotation, molecular function: ATP-dependent DNA damage sensor activity; ATP binding; ATP hydrolysis activity. Gene Ontology annotation, cellular component: MutLalpha complex.
AUGGAUUCCUUCUCUCUCUCCCGCCCAGUACAACAUUCAUACUCCCGCGAACAAAUUCCAUUUCUCGUCACUCCAAAACCCAACAAACACCGUAAAAGAUGGAAUCGCCACCCAAAAUUCAACGCCUAGCGGAAUCGGUCGUUAACCGAAUCGCCGCCGGCGAGGUAAUCCAACGUCCAGUCUCCGCCGUAAAGGAACUCGUCGAAAACAGCCUCGACGCCGCAUCCACUUCCAUAAACCUUACAAUCAAAGACGGCGGUCUGAAACUGAUUCAAGUCUCCGAUGACGGUCACGGUAUUCGACGCGAAGAUCUUCCGAUUUUGUGUGAGCGGCAUACGACUUCGAAGUUGUCUGCGUUUGAGGAUUUGCAGAGGAUUACGUCUAUGGGGUUUAGAGGUGAAGCGCUUGCUAGUAUGACUUAUGUUGCGCAUGUUACGGUUACUACUAUUACUAAAGGCCAAUUGCAUGGUUACAGGGUAUCCUAUAGAGAUGGUGUCAUGGAGCAGGAACCUAGGCCCUGUGCUGCUGUAAAAGGAACACAGAUAAUGGUUGAGAAUCUAUUCUAUAAUAUGGCUGCAAGGAAGAAGACACUACAAAAUUCUUCAGAUGAUUACUCAAAGAUAGUGGAUGUUGUCAGUCGGUUUGCAAUACAUCAUACCAAUGUCAGUUUCUCUUGCAGAAAGCAUGGAGCUGUUAAAGCAGAUGUUCACACCGUGGCCACGUCUUCAAGGCUUGAUGCCAUCAGAACAGUUUAUGGGGUCUCAGCUGCUCACAAUCUGAUUGAAGUCCAAGCUUCGGACAAUGAUCCGUCUUCUUCAAUUUUUGAGAUGCAUGGUUAUGUGUCUAAUGCUAACUAUGCUGCCAAGAAAAUCACUAUGGUGCUUUUCAUCAAUGAUAGACUGGUUGAGUGGUCUGCAUUGAAGAGAGCUAUUGAAAUUGUUUACGCAGCAACAUUUCCUAAAGCAUCUAAGCCUUUUAUAUAUAUUUCAAUUGUUUUACCUCCUGAGAAUAUUGAUGUCAACGUGCAUCCAACAAAGAGAGAGGUGAGCCUCUUAAAUCAGGAAGUUGUCAUUGAGAAGAUACAAUUGGUGAUUGAAUCAACAUUGAGGAAUUCCAAUGAUGCACGUACAUUUCAAGAACAAACAGCUGGACAAUUUUCUACCUCUCGUACUAAUAAGAGCAAGGAGGUUAACCUCAGCCCUACUCCACCGGGCUCGAGGUCACAGAAAGUGCCAGUAAAUAAGUUGGUUAGAACAGAUUCAUUAGAUCCAGCAGGAAGAUUACACGCCUACAUGCAAGUUAUACCUGGUGGACAUCAAGAAAAGAGUGUCACUUUGAAUGCAGUAAGGUCCUCAGUUAGACAACGAAGGAGCCUACAAGAUUCUAUAGAACUCACUAGCGUAGAAGAGCUUCUUGUUGAGAUCAAUAACAACUAUGACCCUGGAAUGAUGGACAUUGUAAAGCACUGCACAUAUGUUGGAAUGGCAGAUGAUGUUUUCGCUUUGCUUCAGCAUAAAACUCAUCUUUAUCUUGCAAAUGUUGUAAACUUGAGCAAAGAGCUUAUGUAUCAGCAAGUUCUUAGCCGUUUUGGCCAUUUCAACGCCAUUCAGCUAAGUGAUCCAGCCCCCGUGAAAGACUUGAUUAUAUUGGCACUGAAGGAAGAGGAUCUAGAUUCAGAAUGUAAUGAUGAUGACACAUUUAAAGAGAAGAUUGCAGACAUGAACACAGAUCUGCUGAAAACAAAGGCUGGUAUGCUGGAGGAGUAUUUUGGCAUUCAUAUUGAUGAUCAGGGAAAUAUCUCUAGACUUCCUGUGAUACUUGACCAGUAUACUCCUGACAUGGAUCGCAUCCCUGAGUUUGUGCUUAGUUUAGGGAAUGAUGUUGAUUGGGAUGAUGAAAGGAACUGCAUUCAAACAGUUUCAGCUGCUCUGGGAAAUUUCUAUGCUAUGCAUCCACCGAUGUUGCCCAAUCCAUCUGGUGAGGGAUUGCUUUUCUACAAGAAGAGAAAACUUUUUGACAGUUGUGCCAUGGAGAAUACCUGUGAUAAUACUGGGAGUGAUGUUAUUGACAGCAAUAUUGAACAAGAACUGCUUUCUGAAGCCGAGACAGCAUGGGCCCAGCGUGAAUGGUCAAUACAACAUGUGCUUUUUCCAUCCAUGAGACUUUUUUUCAAACCACCUCCUUCUAUGGCUACUAAUGGUACCUUUGUUAAGGUAGCUUCAUUGGAAAAACUGUACAAGAUUUUCGAAAGAUGCUAGCUAACCAAGUAGAUUUGGAGACGACGGACAUCAUUUUUGCGCUAGGAAUUAUGGUUUUGGCAUUAUGGGUUCGGUGUUACUACUUUCACUGCUCGCACGUGUGAAUAUGUAUCUACUAUCUAGAAUCUAGAUGAUUCAAUCUCCCUUUAGAGAAUUCCUUGGCCUAUUGAUCUAUCAUGUUUUUUUGUUAAGCAGUUUCAAAUGUAUAGGCAUCAUCUCAAUGAUGCAAUUGGUUUAGGGAAUAUCAAUGAAUUCUAGUUUGUGCAAUCUUCACCUUCAGCUUAGACUAAAUAUAAAGAGUGUGCUAGGUUUCAAAAAUUUGCUUAAAAAGUUGUUUUCAUCAUUGGAUCAAUAAGUCUCCCCCUAUUGGAUUCAAUGAGAUGUGAUGCGAUUUAUUGUUCCAAUUGUGAAAAACAAACUUGUGUAUGGUACAAGAUCAAUUUACUUGUACACAUCGGACAAAAUCAUUGUUAAGUGAUUUUUACUUUCGAAUGACACAAAAUACUGAAAUAGUAUGAGUUUCUUAGA